UCAAAGAAAAUCCGGGACUUUUCAUAUCUUCAGCGUCAGUGGCCUGUUCGAGGAGAAAUCAUUUGCGCUCAGGAGUUCUGCUAAACGAAUGAACGGCAAAAUGGUUCGAGGAACAAGCCGAGGAGAUGACAUUGGGAAGAUCUUUGUUGGGGGAUUAUCCACAGAGACAACCAAAGAAGGCUUACAGGAGUAUUUUAAAACGUUCGGUGAGGUCACUGACUGCAUUGUCAUGGUCGACAGUGUUUCUAAGCGCUCAAGGGGUUUUGGAUUUGUAACAUUUCAAGAUCCUUCUUCAGUAGACAAUGUGUGUCAAAAGAGUGAUCACAUACUGGACAGCAAAAAGAUUGAUCCUAAGCGUGCUGUGCCGCGUGGACCAGGGCAGCAGGUUAUGCUCUCCACACAAUCUACUGGUGCACCCAGUAGGGAUUCAGGGAACAACGACCACAAAAUAUUUGUAGGUGGACUCAGCAGUAGCACCACAGAAGAAGAUCUGCGCACAUUUUUCAGUUCAUUCGGCAAGGUUGUUCAUGUGAAGCUAAUGUAUGAUAAAGAAAGCAACAGAAUGAGAGGCUUUGGUUUUGUAACGUUUGAGUCAAGUGAAGCUGUCGAGGAGGCUUGCCGUAAACAUUAUCAUGACAUCAAUGGAAAAACGGCCGAGGCAAAGAAAGCAGAGCAGCGUGAUUCCAGUAGAAUGGGACAAGGAGGCAACAUGGGCAUGGGUGGAGCACAAAUGAACAGUGGAUACAACAGAGGACAGUUUGGGUAUCCUCAAAUGCCAGGUCAGUUUGGUGUCCCUCCUGCUGGUCCGCCUGGCAUGGGCAGAGGUUAUGGAGGUUACAGUGCAAUGACUCCAGGAUAUGGUGGGACAGCACCUAUGGUUGGAGCAGCAUAUGGUUAUGGAGGAUAUGUUGAUCAGAGUGCUAUGUAUGGUGCACAAGCUGCUCCUGCUACCUCUGCUGCGUAUGGACCAAGUUAUGGUGCUGCACCAACGUCAGCAGCAUCUAUGGCUGCAACAUCAGGAGGGUAUCCUGACUAUAGUCAGAUGACAGCUGCAUCACAAGGGGGAAUACCUGCUGCUGCCCCUGGUGCCCAGCCUCGCUUGGAAACCCCUGCUGCCGCAGAUUAUUCAGCAUAUGGCCUGGGUAACUAUCAGCAACAAGAGUCCAGUUAUGGUCCUGCAAGAACAUCUUUCUCUUCAGAUGCUAGCGGCUACAGUAGCUAUGGGGCUAAUGCCGACCAAACAGGCUAUGGACCAAGUGCCUAUGGAGGUGGAGAGAAUUUUGGACGAGGGACCCCCAAUGUUUCUCGUGGAUUCCAUCCAUACGGACGCUAGAGAACUUUGGCGACGUUUUAUCCAAAAAAUGCAUCUGUUCCGCGUUAAAGUUUCAAAACUGUUUAUCCUUCCUAGCUUUUCAGGAGAUUUUAGACACAAUAUUCUGCAUAUAGCGUCUUUUAACCUCCUUGAAUUUGUUAUUCUUUUGUUUUAGUAGCAAUUCCAGGCGCCAAGGAAGGCUUUUAUACGCCGGCUUUGCUGAGUUGAUACUCAACACUGUAAAAACUAUCGCUUUUUCCCAAACAUUCACACUGCUGACAGCCCUAGCUUCUGACCGAAACUUUUCGAAUCCGGAAUGCUUGUCGUUAUGAUUGCCGCUUAUUAAGUGAUUAUAAUAUUUUGAACAGCUGCAACAAUGUUUUUCACUAGAAUAGAAGUGUCUCCCUGUGCUGGUUAUCUGAGAGCCUUGACAAUUUUAAGUGUGCUCUGGCGGGGAUAACGUUAGUGUAAAGAACCAUUAUGUUAAUUUACAAACGUAAUUUUUUUUCACCGAAUAGGAGAUGUUUAGGAAGCGGCUUUUUAAAUUGACUGUAUCAUUAGUAUGGUGUACCAUCUUUACAACUGCUCAGUAAAAUAUUUUAUGACAUUCUUUCGUGUGAA
Orbicella faveolata is the source of this 1933-nucleotide messenger RNA. RefSeq names its product heterogeneous nuclear ribonucleoprotein 27C-like. The record is from RefSeq and is a predicted model, not a curated record. Lineage: Eukaryota; Metazoa; Cnidaria; Anthozoa; Scleractinia; Merulinidae. Gene Ontology annotation, cellular component: cytoplasm. Gene Ontology annotation, biological process: regulation of translation. Gene Ontology annotation, molecular function: mRNA binding.